ACCGCCAACGUGUGCUGAAGGUCGCUCCCAAGACUCUCCAGGAAGUUCUCCACCCCGUAGUGAUUCCGCGAAAUCGUCGAGCCCCCGUGAACAGUUUGUAGAAAUUGCGCACGGACCCCCAACUGCGUGGACUCCGUAGAAGAAACAGUUGGUGAUCGCGAACCCCCGAAGAAAGAGAUUAAUCAGGCUCCCCCGGAUUUGGCCAAUUGAUUUGUGUGUUGUUUCCUCUGUACGAGGCAGAACUCUAUACCAACCGAAAUUAACGUAAUUGGCCAGACCCCCGGUUGUGAUUGAAGAGCAAGAUCUGCGGAACAUUCGGCGAAGAAGACCUUUGAGUUGGUAGUGAGAUCUUAGAGUAACCCCAGAAAAAAAAAACCCCAAAGAAAAUGUUCAAAGUUCGAAGAACCGCCGCCGUGGCGCUGUUCCUCGUCCUGGUGAUCGUGAUGGCCACCGCGACGGAAGCCCGCCGGCGGAGGUACCCGUCCGGUAGCCGCAGGAAACCGUUGACCUCGCACAAAACCCUGAAGCAGCUGGAGUACGAGGCCCGUGAGACGAACACCCCGAACUUUGUCCGGCUGGUGUUGAUGCGGUUGGUUUACGGGCUGGCGACCCAGAUGGGCAUCGAAGACCGGUUGGACACGGCGUUCGGGGGAGCGUUUGUGCCGCCGAACGCGGUCGAGGAGGCCGACGACUAUCUGGACAUCUUCAGCGACGAGGGUGGCGAUGGGGAUUACGGGCUGUAAGGUGGUGGUGUUGCAGGAGACCGGAAGAACCCCGCGAGGAAGUGCUGCACGUUACGAGCAGAUUUGAACGUGUGACGCAGAGAAAGCCCUGUUAGAAAGCAGCGUAAUUCCCCACCCAAAUUCCGGCCACUUUGAAACAACGAAAUUAACAAGGAAAAAAUCGAAUUGAACGCAAAACCAGAGUGCAGGUGCAAUGCAAAUUGUGCAGAACCGCGCGCGCGCUCGAAACGAGGUCAGUAACUGAUGAGGUGUGGAAGCGCGCUCCACCACAAACAGGAACAACGAAUGUAUUUUUUUUAAAUACAUACACACAAUUAUAUUUAAGAAUGAAAGUGCAACAUGUGAAAUGAAAAGAAGAGUUGAAGAAGAAAAAUCAGACAAAACUGGUACGAGUUAAUUGUUAAGGCUGUUUGUUAAGAGAGUUAGGGUCAUACAAUUUACCAGAAAACAGUUGUUUUUGUGGAGCGAAAGCAAAAACAUUUUUAAAACAUGUGUUACAUGAAGUCUAUACAACAUGGCAAACGUCAACACGAAUAAACACAAGUAGAGUUAACGAGUUUGUAGAGGUUUGUCUUUGGGAGAAGUUUAAAACGUUUCAAAAGGUCAAUAACCUUUCAACUUAUGAUAAAUUUUUUCAUAGUCCCAACCUAUUUUGCUGCACUCACUUGUGCCCGAUUUUAGUUCAAGCCUCAAGUCAUCGACUCGAUUUUUUGCUUUCUUUGUCCGGUUUCAUUUUGAGCGGCAAUUUGGAAAUCACCAUCAUUGUGUGCUAGAAACAUAUCAAACAAAAGUGAGGAAAAGCUCGAUCUCGAAAAACAGGAACAUGCAUGAAAGAUGAAAACAGGAACGAACCGACAUCGUGCAAGAAAAAGUAGUCAAACGGGUCGGUAAUGGAUGGAAUUUCCUUUUGCAGAAGCGCAAAUUUGGCACAUCGUUUCCAG
Messenger RNA from Culex quinquefasciatus (southern house mosquito), 1684 nucleotides. RefSeq lists its product as uncharacterized. Lineage: Eukaryota; Metazoa; Arthropoda; Insecta; Diptera; Culicidae. The transcript is spliced from 2 exons. The record is from RefSeq and is a predicted model, not a curated record. The coding region runs from base 387 to 743 and encodes 118 amino acids.